Messenger RNA from Gastrolobium bilobum, 2020 nucleotides. Its product is annotated as ribulose-1,5 bisphosphate carboxylase/oxygenase large subunit N-methyltransferase, chloroplastic. Lineage: Eukaryota; Viridiplantae; Streptophyta; Magnoliopsida; Fabales; Fabaceae. Gene Ontology annotation, molecular function: [ribulose-bisphosphate carboxylase]-lysine N-methyltransferase activity; protein binding; protein-lysine N-methyltransferase activity. Gene Ontology annotation, biological process: peptidyl-lysine monomethylation. The transcript is spliced from 12 exons. The coding region runs from base 83 to 1597 and encodes 504 amino acids. Gene Ontology annotation, cellular component: chloroplast. The record is from RefSeq and is a predicted model, not a curated record.
CUACUCAAACCAACAGCUCUGUAGCUACGCUUCUCAAAGUUUAAGCAGAUAAGCUAAGGUUGUGUUUUCACUUUUCCCAGCCAUGGCCGAAGCUUCAAGAAUCACUUACACUACUCUCAUUCCUGGUUUUAGCUCAACAACUCAGAGAACUCAUGUGGGUCUGGGUCACCUUAAGCUAACUGUGUCACGCAAGUACCAAAUUCAUUGUUCAGUUUCUGCUAAUGCAAGUGCAAGUGGUGCCACUCAAACCUCAGUGAUGGAAACCAUUCCUUGGGGGUGUGAGAUUGAUUCAUUAGAAAAUGCAUCAGCUUUGCAGAGAUGGUUGUCAGAGUCAGGGCUUCCACCACAGAAGAUGGCCAUAGAAAAAGUGGAUGUGGGUGAGAGAGGACUUGUUGCUUUGACCAAUAUCAGAAAAGGGGAGAAGCUUCUCUUUGUGCCUCCCAAAUUAGUCAUAACUGCUGAUUCUGAAUGGAGCUGCCGAGAAGCUGGUGAAGUAUUGAAAAGGAAUUCAGUGCCAGAUUGGCCAUUGCUCGCAACUUACCUCAUAAGUGAAGCUAGCCUCAUGAAAUCUUCAAAAUGGAGCAAUUAUAUAUCAGCCUUACCUCGACAACCUUACUCACUUCUUUACUGGUCACGAGCAGAACUAGAUCGCUACUUGGAAGCUUCUCAGAUUAGGGAGAGAGCAAUUGAGAGGAUUAAUAAUGUUAUUGGAACAUACAAUGAUUUGAGGCUCAGAAUAUUUUCCAAAUACCCUGAUUUAUUUCCUGAAGAGGUGUUCAACAUAGAGUCCUUCAAAUGGUCGUUUGGCAUUCUUUUCUCCCGCUUGGUUCGGUUACCCUCAAUGAAUGGAAAGGUUGCCUUGGUUCCUUGGGCAGAUAUGCUGAAUCAUAGUUGUGAUGUGGAUACAUUUUUGGACUAUGAUAAGCUGUCAAAGGGAAUUGUCUUUACGACAGAUCGGCCCUAUCAACCAGGUGAGCAGGUGUUUAUUUCAUAUGGAAAAAAAUCCAAUGGGGAGCUUCUGUUAUCUUACGGAUUUGUUCCAAGGGAAGGUGAUAAUCCUAGAGAUUCAGUUGAGUUGUCACUAUCACUCAAGAAAUCUGAUGGGUCCUAUCUGGAGAAGUUAGAACUGUUGAAGAAGUAUGGAUUAUCAGGAUCUCAGUGUUUUCCUAUACAGAUUACUGGUUGGCCAUUGGAGUUAAUGGCUUAUGCUUAUUUAGCUGUUAGUCCUUCAAGCAUGAGAGGGCAAUAUGAAGAGAUGGCUGCUGCAGCUUCGAAUAAAAUUUCCUCCAAGAAGGAUUUGAGAUAUCCUGAAAUAGAGGAGCAAGCAUUGCAAUUCAUACUAGAUAGCUGUGAAUCCAGUAUAUCAAAAUACAACAAGUUCUUACAGGUAAGUGGAUCACUGGAUUUGGACGUGACUUCUCCAAAACAACUCAACCGAAGACUCUUUCUGAAACAGCUAGCUGUGGACUUGUGUACUAGUGAGCGAAGGAUAUUAUUUCGUUCUCAAUACAUACUGCGAAGAAGAUUGAGGGAUAUGAGAGCUGGAGAAUUAAGAGCUCUAAAAAUCUUUGAUGGGUUCCGGAAUCUUUUCCAAUGAGGCCAUUUCAUGGUGCAUUGGUUUGCCUUGGUUGUUCUAAGAAAAUCGAUCUCACCCUUUAACAUGAUGAACUUUGUUCAGUUCAUACAUGGCCAGGUUCAUUUGUAUCAUAUAAUUGAUAGUUGUUGCUGAUGGAAAUAGGUCCAGUCUUAAGUGAUGAAAUAUUAUAAUCCAUAUUGAAAAAAAGCAAGAAAAAGAGAGAGAAUAGAGAAAGGAAGGAAUGAUUGCGACAUAGGCUUGCUAUGUAUUUAUUGAUCCAAACAAUUUCUUUUCUUUUCCUAUGUUUAAACUUUCAUGAUGAAAAAUCAUAUUUGGAUUUUCUUGUGUAAUUUUUCUUAUAACGAUUGGAGUCAGUGCUCUCGUAAUAGAGUGUCUGAGUAUCUCUCUCCUCACACGACAUUGUUGGGUAUUUUUAUUUUAAAG